Suillus paluster is the source of this 1018-nucleotide messenger RNA. RefSeq lists its product as uncharacterized. Lineage: Eukaryota; Fungi; Basidiomycota; Agaricomycetes; Boletales; Suillaceae. The record is from RefSeq and is a predicted model, not a curated record. Gene Ontology annotation, molecular function: oxidoreductase activity. Bases 155 to 982 code for a protein of 275 amino acids. The transcript is spliced from 3 exons.
ACGAAGCCGCUGGCCACAAGGAUGCUUCCAGUCAUAGGGGGACCCUUUGUCAGCAACCUGGCACGUCAUUGUGGAUACUGCAGGAACGCAUAAGAGGGCUACAUAUUGGCGAUUUACUACCACAGAGGACUAUCCCCCACUUUCUUGUCGACCAAUGUCUACAGUCUCUGCAGAACUUGUAUACUUUUCUCCGCCCCCUGACGGGUCCCGCCCAUUCACCAGCAUCAAUGCUGAUUCCAAGACAGGCCAGCGCGCACGUAAUUGGGAACAAGAAGUGCAUACCGUUGAGAUUGAGAACGUUAGGGGCAAAGAAAGUGACUACACCUUGGACACUGCGGGCUUUCAAUAUCACACGAAAGCAUCCAAACACACUGCUUUUAUCAACGACGAGGCGAUCAGGGGGGAAUACUAUCCGGAGAGCAUCGAAUUCCUCAAGGAAGUCACGGGUGCGAGCAAAGUUGUUCUCUUUGACCAUACGGUCAGACGCCACCGCCCCGGAGACGCGGAAACGGACGAAACUAAGCGCCAGCCUGUCCAUCAGGUGCAUGUAGACCAAACUCCUGAGUCGGCUACUGCUCGUGUACAUCGCCAUCUACCUGCUGCCGAAGCAGAGAAGCUUGUGGAAAAGCGUUUCCAAAUUAUCAACCUUUGGCGGCCCAUCUCUCACCCCGCAAUUGAGCAUCCCUUAGCGCUGUGUGAUUACAGGACUGUCGAUGUAAAGAAAGACCUCGUUCCUGUCACAUUGGUCUAUCCGGAUCGUGAGGGCGAGACUUUCGGGGUGAAGUUCAACCCGGCGCACAGGUGGAAGUAUGACAAAGAUAUGAAACAGGACGAGGUAGUCUUGAUUAAAUGUUACGAUUCAGCUAAGGACGACAACAUUGCUAAAUUCACCCCACAUACGGGGUUCAAGGAUCCCUCUACACCACAGGGAGCGCCGCUCAGAGAGUCUAUCGAGCUCAGGGCGCUAGUUUUCUAUGAGUAGAGGUGCUACGUAGCCUGUAAGUUGCUUGCACUUAUC